Molecule: messenger RNA, 840 nt
Organism: Staurois parvus
Lineage: Eukaryota; Metazoa; Chordata; Amphibia; Anura; Ranidae
Source: the annotation of a GenBank genome assembly
UCCACCAGUCUCCGCUCAGUAUCCUCCAUCCCUUUCUGCCAAUCCCUCCACUGGCCUCCAUUCAGUGUCCUCCCAAACCCCCCUCUCUGCCAAUCCCUCCACUGGCCUCCACUCAGUGUCCUCACACCCCUCUCUGCAAAUCCCUCCACUGACCUCCACUCAGUGUCCUCCAUCCCUCUCUGCCAAUCCCUCUACCAGCCUCCACUCAGUGUCCUCCACCCCUCUCUGCCAAUCCCUCUACUGGCCUCCAUUCAUGUCCUCCAUCCCUCUCUGCCAAUCCCUCCACUAGCCUCCAUUCAGUGUCCUCCACCCCUCUCUGCCAAUCCCUCCACCAGCCUCCAUGCUCAGUGUCCUCCAUCCCUUUCUGCCAAUCCCUCCACUAGCCUCCACUCAGUGUCCUCCACCCCUCUCUUCCAAUCCUUCCACUGGCCUCCACUCAGUGUCCUCCAUCCCUCUCUGCCAAUCACUCCACUGGCCUCCACUCAGUGUCCUGCACUCUUCUCUACCAAUUCCUCCACUAGUAUCCAUUCAGUGUCCUCCACCCCUCUCUGCCAAUCCCUCCACUGACCUCCAUUCAGUGUCCUCCACCCCUCUCUGCCAAUCACUCCACCAGCCUCCACUCAGUGUCCUCCACCAGCCUCCACUCAGUGUCCUGCACUCUUCUCUACCAAUCCCUCCACUGGCUUCCAUUCAGUGUCCUCCACCCCUCUCUGCCAUAUCCUCUACCAGCGUCUGCUCAGUGUCCUCCACCCCUCUCUGCCAUUUCCUCUACCAGCGUCUGCUCAGUGUCCUCCACCCCUCUCUUUCAAUCCCUCCACUGGCUUCUGCUCACCCAACAAA